CACCUCUUUAUCAUUCACACCAUACACACACACACACACAUUACACAAAACCAUUUUCUUGAUGGUUUUUUGCCCUCUUUUCACCACCGGCCGGCCACCACUCACCACCACCACAACCACCACCACCUCUAAACAUCCCCAAAGUUCUCUAAUAUUACCAUCCAUACCCCUCUAUGUACACAUGUAUCAUCCACCACCACAACCACAACCUCACCUUUCUUGACUGUUUCCUGAACCGCCACCAUCAUCCACCGUCGUUAACCACCCUAAAGGUGGUGGCUUUUAGUGUUUUCAGAUACACCCACAUGGUUCCCAAAAGGGUUUUCAAAAUCUUGCCCCUUUUGUAAUCUGGGUCAGAAUUCUUGAUGUUUUAUAGCCAGAUCUUCAAGAAAGUUGUUGGUAUAGCUUCUUUGUUAGGUUUAUGAAAUACCCAGUUCUCGUUUCUUGAUUUUUAGGGUAAAAAUCAAGUCUUUUGGUAUGUAUUUGCUAAGAAUUUGGUGCUUUCUAACUUAAAGUUGUUCAAGAUUGUGCAAGAUUGUUCCUUUGACUUGACUUUUAGGGUUUUAAUUAAGUUUUUUGUUGGAUAUUUGUAGGGGUAGGUUAUAAUGGUACUUUUGUAAAUUAGGGUUUUCAAUUUUUAGGGUUCUAGAAAUGGCUGCAAGUAAUCAAUGUUAUGUGGAAUGGAAAGAACAUUAUGUGUCAAAAGAAAGGGGCAAAAGGGUAGUUCACUAUUUCUUGAAAGAUAUAUCGGGUGAAUCGGUUUUAGCGGUUGUGGGAACCGAAAGGAGUGUUAGGCAUAUGUUAUAUGUGGUUGCUGAAGAUUUCUUGAAAGUCAACGAGGCUGAGAAUUCGGUCAAUGCAGGGUAUAGAUGGAGGUCAAGGAGAGAGGUUGUGAAUUGGCUUACUUCUAUGUUGUCAAAACAACACCGCCAAGAAGCCCCUAAAAGUGAUCACAUUUCGAGAUUUGGUGCUUCGUAUCAGAAUCGCCUUGCAAGAAAUAUAAAAUUACGAGUACCGGAUAUAGUGUGGUCAGGUGUAGCGUGGACCUGCAGUAAACAACUCAAACAUUUUCCAGCCUUUUGCAGGAAUGGGAUUACAAUAGCGGUACAAUCAUUUGUUUACGUUAUGUCUGAAGAAGAAAUCCGUCAUCUUGCAUAUCUCGAAGAUAUGUAUGAAGACCGAAAAGGUCAAAAGAAAGUCAAAGUGAGAUGGUUUCACCACAGCAAAGAAGUACAAGCGGCCAUUACUCUUAAAAACUCUCACCCACGAGAGGUUUUCAUUACACCUUACGCACAAGUUAUCAGUGUCGAGUGUGUGGAUGGUCCGGCCCUUGUUUUGGCCCGUGAACAUUACGAUAAAUGCGUGUCGACGCUUCCGGAAGAUUUAUUGACGCGGGUCCAUCUUUGUUUGCGGCAGUUUAAAAACAACCGUGUGAAACCGUUUAAAUUGAGUAAAUUAUGUGGAUAUUUCGAUCAACCCGUUUUUUUGGUUCUGGAUUCCGAUUUUCUCGAAGAUGAAGAUACUAGCGGCGGAGAUGUUGUUAAGGUGGGGGCUAAAAGGCCUAGGAGUGCUAGAGGGCGACAGGUGGCACCGUGUGAUUCGUCCUGUAUGGAUGUAAAAUAUGAGAUUUUGAGAAGGAAGCUUAUUCCGACAUAUGUGAAAAACCGAGAUGCAAAUGUAUUGUCUUUUAAGAUUAAUGAAAAGAUAGAAUUGUUGAGCUUAGAUAGUGGUAUUAGAGGAUGUUGGUUUAGAUGCACUAUAAUGCAAGUUACUAGGAGACAGUUAAAAGUACAGUAUGAUGAUUUGAAGGAUGAAGAUGGAAGCGGUAAUCUUGAGGAAUGGGUUCCAGCUUCUAGAUCGGCAAUGCCCGAUAAACUUGGGAUAAGAUGCCUGGGCCGGCCCACCGCAAGGCCCGCUCGCAUAGAAGAGGAAGCGGAUUUUGCAAUCGAGGUUGGUUCUCCGGUGGAUGGAUGGUGGAGUGAUGGGUGGUGGGAAGGGGUUGUGACCGGAAUCGGUGAAUCUGGUGCUGGAGUCGUUAAAGUUUAUGUUCCUGGUGAAAAUUUGUUUCUCGACAUAGACAUAAAGAACAUUAGGGUUUCAAGAGAUUGGGUGGGAGACCAUUGGGUUGACCUAGAAACAAAACCGAACAUCCUCUCAUUGAUUCCUGCCAACAAUAAUGAGAUUAAACCCGAAAGCUCACCCGUUUCAUCUAAAGAAACCCCAAAACCCGUUGGCCCGGAACAUGUUGACCCAAAACCCGUUGACCCAAAACCCGUUGACCCUGAACAUGUUGACCCAGAACCCAUUGGCCCGGAACAUGUUGACCCAGAACCGAAUGGCCCAGGACCCGUUGACCCAAAACCCAUUGGCCUAGGACCUGUUGACCCAGAACCCAUUGGCCCAGAACCCGUUGACCCGGAACAUGUUAAUGAUUUUAAUGACCAUGAGCUCCAUGAGAAAGAAAAGGACCCGAGUUCGGCCCUUGAUGAUAAUUUACAAAUUGCUGAACAAGGCGAGCAUGCAAGCGAAAACAUGGAAGCGUAGUUUACCAAAAAAACCGAAUGGCGGUUUGUGUAUAGAAGUGACAAAAAGUAAGGUAGAGUUUGUACUUUUUUUACUGAUUGUUUUAGGGAACACCUAACUAGGAGAAAGAGAGACACCCUCUGGUGGGUGCCUUCAAAUUGAAACUUCUUUUAGUAAAAAGGCGGAAUCUUUAUCCGGAGCUAAACUGCUUUGAUGACUUGUACAUUGUUGAUCAAAAGAUGUACGUUUGUUGUCGGGGUUGGUGGCUUUUGGUUAGUUAAUGCACCGGUGUCGGUGGUACUUAUUGUAACAGUGGAACUGUUGAUCAGGUUAUGAAUAUCGUUUUGUUAUGUUUA
Molecule: messenger RNA, 2879 nt
Organism: Helianthus annuus (common sunflower)
Lineage: Eukaryota; Viridiplantae; Streptophyta; Magnoliopsida; Asterales; Asteraceae
Exons: 5
Coding region: 652-2544 (630 amino acids)
Molecular function (GO): chromatin binding
Source: RefSeq, a predicted model, not a curated record